Molecule: messenger RNA, 391 nt
Organism: Merops nubicus (carmine bee-eater)
Lineage: Eukaryota; Metazoa; Chordata; Aves; Coraciiformes; Meropidae
Gene: MEAF6
Product: MYST/Esa1-associated factor 6
Exons: 5
Cellular component (GO): NuA4 histone acetyltransferase complex
Source: RefSeq, a predicted model, not a curated record
GAACUCCAACAGCAAAAACGACCGGAGGAACCGCAAGUUCAAGGAGGCCGAGCGGCUCUUCAGCAAGUCCUCGGUCACCUCGGCAGCGGCGGUCAGUGCAUUAGCUGGAGUUCAGGACCAGCUCAUUGAGAAGCGGGAGCCAGGCAGUGGCACGGAAAGUGACACUUCUCCAGACUUCCACAAUCAGGAGAACGAGCCUAGCCAGGAAGAUGCUGAAGAGCUGGAUGGGUCAGUGCAGGGGGUAAAACCCCAGAAAGCUGCUUCCUCUACUUCUUCUGGGAGCCACCACAGCAGCCACAAAAAACGGAAGAACAAAAACCGACACAGCCCGUCUGGCAUGUUUGAUUAUGACUUUGAGAUUGAUCUCAAGUUAAACAAAAAGCCAAGAGCC